GACGCCCCAGUGUGUACGUGCGGGUUCACGGUAACGCACGAGGAACAAAUAGAGGACGAUCGGCUGCGGUCAACCUCAGUCUGAUCAAGAAAAGCGCUUGCACGUUUCAAAUUUAUCAUUUGGGAAGUGUUUCAGUGUUAGGUAGCUACAUAGAAGUCGUACACCAAGAGGAUACACUGUUAAGAAAGUCAAAAUGAGGUUACUGGGGGCGUUUGUUACCCUGUCGCUAUGUGUUUACCACGCCAAUGCAGCGACAGCGGGCUUCAUUAAGUCGCCCCUGUCCCAGAUGAAACUGAUAGAGGAUAGUGCCGUGUUGCACUGCGAGGUCAUAGGCAACCCCAUCCCCGAGGUGCAGUGGUGGUUUAUUGAGGGCGAGGAGCCAGACGAGAACUACAUCCAGCUGUUUGACGGGGCGCGCGAUGACCGGGUACGGAUCAACGCCACCUACGUCCAGCACGCCACCAGCACCCUUUACUUGUCUGAUCUCACGCUCAACGACACGGGCAUGUACGAGUGCCGUGCCUCGAAUGACCCUCACCGCAACGAGCUGAAGAAGGCGCCCAAAAUCAAGUGGAUCCGCUCCCAAGCAAACGUUUUAGUGUUCGAAACCGCCGACAUCUUGGCAAAUCCUGAAUCGGUGAUUAACCAGACCAAUGCAAUCCUCACCUGCAAUAUCACCAACCCGCCCUCCCCAAUUAAGGGCAGCUUCUGGACAAAGAAUGGCGACAAAAUCAAGGGCACCGAGACAGAGUCCGUCGCCAGCACCACCCAGUACACACUUGAUAAGAUCGGGAACACUGACGGAGGUGUGUACGCCUGCGUCUUUCAGACCGAACCCCAGUCUGAGAAAAACAUUGAAGUGAAAACACCUCCCCAUGUGAAGCCCUACAAGGAGUCCGAGCAUGGCAACGAGGAUGACAAAGGUGUGCUGGUCUGUGUGAGCCACAGCUACCCACCACCCACCGACUGGACCUGGUACAAGGUUGGCGAAAAUGAUGAAACUGAAGCCAUCAGCAACGGAACUGAUCGGUACGAGAUCAAGAGCCAGCCUAACAAGACCACCCUGUACAUCCACGCGUUGGACAUCACCAAGGACAUGGGCGACUAUGUGUGCCAGGGCACAAAUGAGCUGGGAGCGGCCACAGGCAAAAUCCACCUGCGCGUGCGCAGCCGCCUGGCCGCCCUCUGGCCCUUCCUGGGCAUUGUGGCUGAGGUCAUCGUCCUCAUCACCAUCAUCUUCAUCUACGAGAAGAAGAGAAAGCCUGACGAGAUCACCGACGAUGACGACUCAGGAUCUGCUCCGCUGAAGAGCAACGCGGCCACAAACCACAAAGACAAAAACGUCCGUCAGAGAAACUCCAACUGAGUUCUCAGAAAGGUUUCCGUAUGACUACUAAUACAAGAGUUUUCAAGAGGAGCAUUGAAUUGCAGAGUAGCACAGAAUCUAGUGCACCAUGCAGUCGUCUUUUUUUUUUUUUUUUUUUUAAAUCACGUCUCUUUUUUUUUUUUACCCUCCUUUUUUCUGUUUUGUUGGCUUGAGUGUAAAUGUGUAGAGAUAAUGAGUUGCUUUCCUCUUGCUAUUUGUAAAGAAACAAACAUAAAUAUAUUCCUGUGUGUAUAACUCCAACCUGUUGUGCUGCCAGUAAAACCUGUAUGGAGACUUUAGAUGGGUGUUUGCAUGUUUUUGCAGUAAUUGAGGUGUGCAUAGUGAGAACCAUUUGUAAAUGUGGGAAUGAUGAAGUCAUUUAGUUCUUUUGGUGGGUUUUUCCCUGCACUGCCCCCUCCAGGUAUUUCUCUUCGUCAGCCUUCAGCUGAAGCUCGCCAUGAACGUGUCUCCAGAUCUAAAUGCGUCGUCUGACCUAACACCACACUGUGUUCUGAGGCGGGGACCCAAAGCCUCUGGUUCUCACUUUUAAAUCUGAAUGUUCUCAGUCUAUCCUUUCUUCUCUCUCUCCCUCUAUCUCUCUUCUUUUUUUCUUUCUUUCUCUCUCUCUCUCUUUUUUUUUUCCUUCUACAUUUAAUUUAAGCCUUAAUGCCAGUCUGUCCAUAUUGUUUUCUAUGCUCUGUUUUCCUGUGGGUGUAGUACUGUUUGUGAAGAUGGAGAGUAAGACUCAAUGCAAUACUAAACCACAUGCUGCAUGGGACUAAUUAUUGCAGAGCAUCACUUUUACGGUUCCUUCAACCAUGCAUAUUUUAUUUAAGGUUUUAAUUACAUGUGGAAAUAAUGCUUUUAAGAUAUAGAUUAACACUUUGCCCUUUGUGAGUUACAUGAACAGAAAUCUCUUUUUAGAGUUAUGUACAUGUAAGGACCAAGAUUAGGAAAGGGUGUGCCAUUUCUGUUCACUGCUCUGGGUAAUUGAUGAAGGCUAAAAUAACCUUUUAACUGCAUUUAAAAGCCUUGCAAUGGUAUAUUUAAUGUAUUCUGGAUGCCAUCAGUGAAGGCAAUUUAAAACAAAUCCAUUCAGUGAAGACUGUUCCUUGUUCCCCCCUCUUGUAGACAAAAGCCAUAUUUAGGAUUACCCAUUAAAAAAAUAUUGUGGCUGGGUGUGCACCUUUUUUUGUUUUCUUUUUUUCUUUUUUUAAGUUGAAUAGUACGUUUGAUAUUAAACACCCUCAUUAGAAAUGUCUAAAUUAUUUUGGCUAAGCAACAUAGCAAGCACAGUUCUAACACUGUCAACUGUACUUACUUGCACAAUCUUAAUAAAGUUCUUUGAUUUGACAAAA
Messenger RNA from Clupea harengus (Atlantic herring), 2724 nucleotides. It is a transcript of the gene bsg, whose product is annotated as basigin. Lineage: Eukaryota; Metazoa; Chordata; Actinopteri; Clupeiformes; Clupeidae. Gene Ontology annotation, cellular component: plasma membrane; cell-cell junction. Gene Ontology annotation, molecular function: cell adhesion molecule binding. Gene Ontology annotation, biological process: cell-cell adhesion. The record is from RefSeq and is a predicted model, not a curated record.